Petromyzon marinus (sea lamprey) is the source of this 2605-nucleotide messenger RNA. RefSeq names its product mRNA-decapping enzyme 1B. Gene Ontology annotation, molecular function: mRNA binding; enzyme activator activity. The record is from RefSeq and is a predicted model, not a curated record. Lineage: Eukaryota; Metazoa; Chordata; Hyperoartia; Petromyzontiformes; Petromyzontidae. Gene Ontology annotation, biological process: positive regulation of catalytic activity; deadenylation-dependent decapping of nuclear-transcribed mRNA; deadenylation-independent decapping of nuclear-transcribed mRNA. Gene Ontology annotation, cellular component: P-body.
GACGUCACGCGGAUCGUGUGAUGACGUCACAGCGACUCUUAAAAGACAAAGAUGGCCACGGACAGGGUGAGGGGCAUCAGUCUGGCGGCGCUGCAGCAACGCGACCCGUACGUCUCGGGCAUCGUGGACGUGGCCAGCCAGGUCGCGCUCUACAGUUACAACACGGCCUCCAACGAGUGGGAGAAAACUGAAGUUGAAGGUACAUUAUUUGUAUAUGCCAGGUCUGCAUCCCCUCACAAUGGCUUUACAAUAAUGAACAGGCUGAGCAUGGACAACCUGAUCCAGCCCAUCACAAAAGAUCUGGACUUCAAGCUGCAGGAUCCUUUCCUGCUUUACAGGAUUGCAGACUUAUCCAUACAUGGCAUCUGGUUCUAUGACAAGAAUGACUGCCUUCGGAUUGCAAAUUUGAUGACCGAGCUAGCUCAAAAAUCGAGUGGGAAAAGCACAGAGAGUCGUGAAGCAUGCACAGAGAAAUCUGUUAAUAUCCUGGAGAUGCUGAACCGAGCACGGGAGGUGUACCAGCAGACGAGACCGGGACAGGAAACAAAUGCAGCCGGUGCCCCUGGCACCACAGAGAUACUCGCCGUUGCCCCAAUGACAAGUUUGACGCAUCAACAAGUGGCAAAUCCCCCAGAGGACUCCUGCAACAGACGGCUGAGCGUGGCGGCGCUGCUUGGUACAUGCGCACAGACGGACGGUGGAUGCAACGCCGCCCCUUGUGACUCCGUGUCCCAGGGGACCAAGUCUUCCUGCAAACUGGCAGUGGCGCGGGCCCUAUCCUACGAGCAGGCUGCACCCUCGCAGCAUACGACAGCUGGAGAGAGACAUGGCUUCCAGCAGGUGGCGCCGCAGGCCCACUUGCCGUACGCCGAUGCGUCUGUCCACGAGCCGCCGCCGCCGCCGCCGCCACACCCUGAGGGCCGGUGUCAGUUGCCCGCACAGGUUCACCAGUGCCUGCCGUAUGUGGUUGAGUGCAACAAAGACAGGGGCGAGAAUGAGCAGCUGCUGCAGAAGCUGCACGGCAACCGCAUUCCCGCGAAGCAGGGGGCCGCAAUGCCCAUCGUUCAAAGCUGCCCAGAUUUCGGCAGCCCGGUGACAGCUCGGCAGAUGCCGCCCAGCACCGCAGACUCGGGCGCUGCCACGGGCCAGGUUUGGCACAACGUCAGGCUGCCCCACGCGCCCGCCAUGCAACCGGGAAGCUGCUUUGUUCCGCAAGCAGGUGGCCCAGAAUCCCAGGGCGCACCUCAUCUGAGGAGCGCGCUGCAGCCCGCCGAUUUGCACGUGGUUUUGAAGAGCGGACAGACUCCGGGCGCGGUGCCGCAGGGGAACGGCUUUCAGCCAGUGGCUGGGCUCGUGCAGUCGAACACAGAGCCACCUCUCUUUGACUUGCUGCAGAAACUGCAGAUAGUUAAACCGGAGCCGCAGCAUCAGCACCAACAGCAGCACCAACAGAAGCACCAGCACCAACAGCAGCACCAACAGCAGCACCAGCAGCAACCUGGACAUACCGGUUGCAGUGAAACACAAGGGCCCAUAGUGACGCUUUUGUCACAGGAGGAUUUGAAAAAGUUGCCAAAAAGUGAUCGUGAAAACCUCACAUUACCAUUUCCUCACAUAACUGGGACGAUGGCGGCCGGAGUCCUGCUUUCACCGCAGACAUUUCAGCAGUCCUCCGUGAAAUUGUCAGCGCCCAAUGCUCCCAUUGCACAAGGCAUGCCUCCCCAGAUGGCCCACGAGACUUCUCAUGGUGUCGUGAGCAGGUCCCACCUGCAGGAAACCCUUAUUCACCUGCUCAAGAACGAUAAUGAAUUCCUCAAUGUCAUCUAUGAAGCAUACCUGGAAAGUUCAAGAAAAGCCUCUCUCAAUCUUUAAUUCAUCAUUGCCUCGAAAUUAGUGAAACUGGAAGUAAAAUGGCACUGUGAUGUAGAAAUUACUUGUACUUAAGGAAAGACAGUUAUCACAUCAUUAUUUUAGUUCUCCGUUCUUAAUACUCAAUGUUCAGCCUCAAGCUUUCUGACAUUUUUUAGAUGUAGCAAGCUGUUUAUUUUGUACAUGAGGUAAUCUUAUGGACAAAGUGAGAUAUAGCAUUUAUUAAUUUGUCUUUACUGAAUAAAAUGUUUUAAACCUGUUUCAGCAUUCCCUAUGGCGUUAUAAUUUACAAGUAAAUAAUUGUAUGAAUUUCACUACUUUUGUAGAUGGAAAUUUGCAGAAAUGUUUUACUAUUUUUAUCCUAAGUUUUGAAGAUCGUGUGUUUUUAUUUACGGAUUGUUGGAAGCUCAUGUAUAUUUGUACUUUUAUACUGUGAUUUCAAAGCUACCUGGAUUAUUGAAAGAAUGAUAAUGAAUUAAUCUCAUUGUAACAGGAGAGUUUUGCAGUAUGUUUGGGAAAGUAUUAACGAAUUUGGAGAGUAUUAAAAUUUGAGCUGUUUCAAUCAACUUAGUUAUUGUGACUGGCAAACGUUAUCACAUCCUCUUGCAUAUGCAGUGCACAGUAUAAUUGUAUUGGUCCUCACGGGCUUUCUGACUUCCACGAGCACAUGGAAAUCUGUGUAUCUUGUUCAAAACUUGUACGGCACAGACAUUUGAAAUAAAACAUUCAAACUGCA